This is a messenger RNA of Spodoptera exigua (beet armyworm), 4178 nucleotides long. The record is from the annotation of a GenBank genome assembly. NCBI's taxonomy places the organism in Eukaryota, Metazoa, Arthropoda, Insecta, Lepidoptera, Noctuidae.
AUGAGUCUUACGGAAUUCGCGAUGUUAUUCGAACCAUUCUAUGACAAGAAAAUAAAUGAAACAGAAGAAAGUGCUGAUCAUGAUGGUUACGAAGUUCAGUCGAAUGUCCAGAGUCCAGUGCUAGUGGUGGAGCUGAACCUGGACAGAAUAGAAGGCACACAGCUCCGCGCGCUGGGCCUGCUCGCCGUGUACGGGUUCAACGUGACGUACGAGGUGCGGGCGGCCGCGCAGGCGCCGGGGCCCACCUCCUGCAGCGCCAUCGAGUGCCGCCUGCUGGGACACUGCUAUGCCAGCCAUGAUUAUCGGGAGUUUUACUGUUCGUGUUUCGAUGGUUACUCCGGCGCGGACUGCGGAGUGGGUCCGCUGUGUCCCACGACCUCCAACAUGUGUAAAAAUGGCGGCACUUGCAGACAGAUGGGUCCGGCCGCCGUCAGCUGUAUCUGCGCGCCCGGCUACACAGGGGACCUGUGCGAGGCCCAGGUAGCGCCGCCUGAAUGUGGUAUAGAAGAAUGUGCAGAAGUUUGUAAAGACGGGACAGCUUGUGAUUGUAACCCUAAGGACACAGACGCGUUAUCAGCGCGUUUCGAAACAAGACUACAAGUAGUGGGUCUACCAAAUGAAAACAUAUCGGAUGAAAUUGCGAAACAGCUAACACAAUUUUUGAAGGCAUCAAAUAUUACUUUAGAAGAUGAUGUACAAGUGUUGAAUACAAGUGUAACAACUAAAGAAGGUAUAAGGGAUGCUUGGGUGCGAGUGUGGAGUUCUAGGCGCGAGGCACCAGCAUUACGGGCAGCACUGGCACGUCUCGCUUCUGCACGUACUCGUCUCCUACCUACCACCACGCAUUUUGAAAUGCAUCCAGCGCUGAGUUUGCACAAACUGGUUGUGAACCAACGUCCUGAAGUAUGGGAGGGGUCAGAAUUCAUACUAACUUGUAUGGCAUAUGGAUCUCCAAACAUGGCCUUUACGUGGUACAAAGACAGCGUCAAAAUAAAUUUCAACGGUACCACAAGGGACAUUUGGACACGAACAGUGUCAGAAGACGCACUCGGUCGUCGAAUGUCAGUACUAGGUGUAACAGAGGCGGAGAGAUUAGAUAGUGGGAAGUGGUCCUGUGCUGCAGACGAUGCUGGCAGGAGACGCUGCAGAGCGUUGAGACUGACAGUGCUGAGACCUCCUGAGAUACGCUUGGUGCCGUCUACCUUAACUGUUAAUAGAGGUGAUAAUGUAACAAUAACCUGUCUGGCGGGAGCUGGACGGGUGCAUGGUGCUCUCGGAUUCAGUUGGGCAAGAGAGAGAACACUGCUUCCCAUGGCACCAGGUGGCACCAGUGAGUUCCGAUGUCAAGUGUCAUCAGUGGCUGGCACCAAUGCCAAAGCUGUCACUAUGUGGGCUCUCGGUAGUGGUGACGCGGCGUGUGAGAGUGACGCCUCUCACGGCUUGCGCUGGCCAAAAACAGCUCCUGGAGCACACGCGACUGCAUCUUGUCCACCGGGACACAGCGGGGAAACUACCAGGUUUUGUGAGCCAAAGACUGGAGAUCACGGUGUUAAAUGGAGAUUACCAGAUUUUUCCGGAUGUGUCGCGGACUCAUUGAGGGAUAUUUAUGAACAGUUCACCCUGAUAUCGAUGGGCUACUCGUGGGGCUCGGUGUCGCACGUGUCGCGGCAGUACGGAGCCGUGCUGCGCUCGCUGCCGACACACCCGGGCGAGGGCGAGCCCCCCCUCACACACGCAGUACACAUGCUCAACUACCUCAUGUCUCCUGCCGCCCAGCCGCCCGAUAGGUACAACAGUACGGAACACCUGCUCAACAUUUACGACAACCUGCUCAAACAUCCCGAUGCUUUUUUGGAUGAGGAAAAAAUUUUCGAUCUUCAAAAUGCUGUGGUGGAUACUGCAGGCCUGAGAAGUAGCUUCAAUAAGCGUUACCACGAGUUCACGGUUAUGUCAAAACCAGUUCUUGAAGACAAUGCGGCACACUUUGACCUUCAGCCAGCAUUAGCGGAGAGAGAAGAGUGGGCUGUGUCGUCAGCGGGAGUUGAACUCGUUACGAAAACUGAGAAUGCGUCUGUGGUUACCGCUCUUUAUCACGACUUGGGAGCAAGGUUGCCUUCACUAAAGAGAUUCGUCGAGUAUAAUUGUAGCAGCAACUCUUCCAGGUCUGGUCGUGCGACACAGUACACAAUAGCAUCGCAACAAAUACAGCUUUCCGUCAGUGGCGCAGGAGUUGACAAUACUCUCCUUCAUACUGUGACCUUGCUGUUUACACACUCGAAGAACUACAGCGCCAUCGGUCCUCAGCUAGCGUGCGGGAGUCGGUCGCGGUCCUCGCCGCGCGUGUGGAGCACUCACACAUGUGAGCUACGUGUACAAGAGCAGACUUACAUCGCCUGCCGCUGUCGAGGAAUUGCGACCAUCGCGUUAUUUACCGUCGAUAGUUUGGGUCUCACGGAUGCUGAGAGCGACUCGCGAGCUAUUGUGAAGAUCACAGUUAGCCUGGGCAGUGCGAUGUGUCUCGUGGCUGCACUGUUACAACUCCUUAGCCUCGUAGUGGGAAGUAAAACGAGACUGCCAGUACUACUCAGAGCUGCUACUGCCGCUACACAUUCUGCAGCUAUGUUAACGCUUCUUGAAUGUGAUACGAAGCAGACAUCUGCGUGUGUCGGGCCUCUGGGUUGGGCAGUAGCGGCGUGCUGGUGCGCGGGAUGUGCCGCUUUAUGUGCACAACCAUUGCUACUACACACUGAGUUGGCGGCCACAGCCACUCGAGCGCCAUCUGUGGGGCUAUUGGCAGGUGUGAGCACUUUGUGCUGGCUGACAGCUCGAUUGUGGGGCGGAGCGCCAUUGCAGCUAGGUGCGGCUGCCAAUGCGGUCUGUGGAGCAGGCGCUGCACUACUAGCCGCGCUUACACUCUGUCUCGCACUCUGCGCUGCCAGGACACUGCGAACAGUCACCCAAAAGCUGCCGCCCGACAGACGCGAGUAUGUGCGGGAACGUGCGCGAGUGGUGCGCCAUACAUUAGUGCUACUCUUCACUACUAUAGCGACACAGAUUGCAGGGGUAGCUUACGCGCAGCCUGGGGAGAGGACUAUACUUAAAGUUGUAGCGCUUUCUGUCGCUGCAUUAGCCAAUGGUCUAGCAAUGUUGAUAUGCUACGUGAUCUGUGACGAGGAGUGUUUACGAGCAGCUCGGCGGUUACUCACGCUCUCCUCAAACAAUGAAUGGCACGAUUCCCCUGAAGGAGACACAUCACUUAGUUUGUACAUAAGACAAGGGCGUGAGAUGGAGUGUCGCGGCGCGGUGGGCUCGCUGGAGUGCUCCUCGUCGCACGUGUCGCCCGCCAACACGUACUGGCGCGCCACGCCGCUGCAGAGCCCCUUGCACCGGCGCGGGUCGAGCGGCGCGUGUGUGGCGGACAUAGUGCGCUGCGUGGAGUACAAGCAGGCAUUACUACCACCGCGCAAUGUCCACACACGGACACUCUGCGACCUCAUACCUAUUGGCGGUGCAGAGCCUCGUGUGUCCCGGGUAUGUGUGGAACUAGGAGUGCUACCUGAAGCGUCACAAACUACCGUCACGGACCCCAGUACUUUCCAGCCGUCUAGCGAUACAAGCGACAUAUCAAAGGCCAACUGCACGCUGUGUGCAAAGUCCACUCCAGACGUUUCAGCAACGAGCACAGCUCCGCGUCCAAUCAAGAGUUGUCUAAAGAAGCGUUCGCCUCAGCUGUCGUGGAGCACAUCGUUACCGUCCAUAAACCAUGAGAGCGACGAGAGCAAUUCCCACCUACAGCUAGUGGACACACAGUCCCAAACCCCGAGCACGCACACCACAUUCACACAGACAGACAAAGUGCUGCACAAAAUAUCCCACGACCUGGACUUCCUGCUCAACAGGACGCCCAGUCGCGUCGCGGACAACUGUCCGCAGCAGAUAGAGGAAGCACCCACUUAGUGCACGGAGAUGUAAGGCUUAGUUCUAAGUUGUAAGUAAACUGAUGACUGAUGGAGGCAGGGAGCAACAUUACAUUAAUUGUGUACAUACUCUGCUGUAAAUAUAGUAUUCAUUCUAAUUCUGUGAUUGUAUUAUAAUAGGAAAAAGUAUAAAUUAUUUUUAGUUAAAUGGAAAUAUAGAGGGAGUAUAAGCUGUUUGAAAGUGUUUUUAUCACAACAAUA